AUGGUGACCACGGCAGGCGUGCUCUCGUCUCUCCCAUGGCCAGCUGCGAAGCGCUGGUUUGCCGCUCUCAAGCCCUCCGGACAGACCCUGCGACCGCGCACUGCCCAGCCCUACCACGCAGCUGUGUGGCCCUCGUACGGCACCACCACGCCUGUUCCCGACCGCCACGACGUGAGCCUCGCCAGGUCGCCGUUUCUCUUCGAGACGGGAUACGCCCUUUGCGCUAAGCGCCCGUCUCGACCGUUCCCCCCACCGUUCCUGUCCCCUCCGUCCUCCUCCUUCUCCGAUCCCCUCACCACCCAUUCUCUAAGCCAGGACAAGCGCCUGUCCGUCCAGGGAGAGCUGAUCCGCGGCCUGAACAAUGGCGACGAUGCGAUCAUCGUUGCGGAGAACUUUCUCGGCGUCGACGACGGCGUAGGCGCCUGGGCGACCAAGCCCCAUGGCCAUGCAGCCCUGUGGUCGAGACUGCUACUGCAUUUCUGGGCCCUGGAAAUCGAGCGCCGAGUCACUUCCAAUGCGACCACCGUCGACCCGAUCGAAUACCUCCAAUCCGCAUACGAAGAAACCUUCCAAGCAACAACUUCCCCAACCGAGUGGUAUGGGACCACGACCUCUGCCACGGCCCUUCUCCACUGGAACCGCGAACCAGAUGGCACCCAGAAACCCCUACUCUACGUCACGAACCUGGGUGAUUGCAAGAUUAUGGUGAUCCGACCCAGCGAGCAGAAGAUUCUCUUCCGAACGGCGGAGCAGUGGCACUGGUUCGACUGCCCGAUGCAGCUCGGGACCAACAGCGUUGACACCCCCCGCAAAGACGCCGUGCUUUCCAAGAUCGCCCUCCAAGAAGACGAUCUGGUUCUAGCCGUGUCCGACGGAGUCAUGGAUAAUCUGUGGGAACAUGAAGUCCUGAAAGUCGUUCUGGACAGUCUAAAAAAAUGGGACGAGGGACGGAUGGAGCCGGGUGAUCUGGCUCCUCCUUCAGAUUUGUCGAAUGACCGGAUGGUCUAUGCCGCGCGAGAGCUUCUAAAUGCAGCUCUGAAUAUCGCCCAAGACCCUUUUGCGGAGAGUCCAUUCAUGGAGAAGGCAGUCGACGAAGGAUUGGCCAUCGAGGGAGGAAAGAUGGACGAUAUCUCAGUCGUGAUUGCCUCUUGCAAGAAGCGGGCUGGAUGA
Messenger RNA from Penicillium argentinense, 1170 nucleotides. RefSeq lists its product as uncharacterized. The record is from RefSeq and is a predicted model, not a curated record. NCBI's taxonomy places the organism in Eukaryota, Fungi, Ascomycota, Eurotiomycetes, Eurotiales, Aspergillaceae. The transcript is spliced from 2 exons. Bases 1 to 1170 code for a protein of 389 amino acids.